This is a messenger RNA of Trichobilharzia szidati, 1485 nucleotides long. NCBI's taxonomy places the organism in Eukaryota, Metazoa, Platyhelminthes, Trematoda, Strigeidida, Schistosomatidae. The record is from the annotation of a GenBank genome assembly.
AUGUCGAAUGAGGAAAGACGAAAAGGCUAUUACGACGAAUUAUUCAAAAAUACUUUUGCUGAUCAAAAUGAAUCAGCUGGGAGCGAUUCUGAUGAUAAUAAUGAAGGUGCUGUGGGAAAUGUUAGUAAAUCUUCAGUGAUCCGCCCCGGAUGCUCCGGAAAAUUACGGAAAGGACAAUUAAUAUUUGACGCUUGUUUUGAAAGUGGAAAUCUGGGAAAAGUUGCGUAUGUUAGCGACUAUGAAUAUGAUCUUUUUAUUCGUCCCGACACAUGUAAUACACGAUUCAGAGUGUGGUUCAAUUUUACUGUUGAAAACACCAAAUAUCAGCAGCAAGACGAAAUCGCUUUAUCGGGAAGGUAUGUCUCCGUUAGUCAAGUCAUCCAGCCGUCCAUCCUGCAACAAAGACGUCUAGAUCUUCUAACAAUUACUCAUCCCAGUAAUUUCAACGCAACAAACAACAACAGAAAGCGUAUAAUAUUUGUAACCGCUCGUGUACAUCCUGGGGAAACGCCGUCAUCUUAUGUUUGUCAGGGAUUUAUAGACUUCAUGGUUAGUAAUCAUCCAGUUGCUAAACAGCUACGUGAACAUUUGGUAUUUAAAAUUGUUCCUAUGUUAAACCCAGAUGGUGUUUAUUUGGGCAACUAUAGAUCUUCUUUAAUGGGUUUCGAUCUGAAUCGUCAAUGGCAGUCUCCAUCUUUAUGGGCGCAUCCUACCAUUUAUGCAACGAAACAACUGUUAAUGAACUUGGAUAACGAUACAUCUGCAGAUGUCAAUUUCUUCAUAGAUAUACAUGCACAUUCUACACUUAUGAAUGGGUUUAUGUAUGGAAAUAUAUACGAAGAUGAAAAGCGAGCUGAAAGGCAGGCUACAUUUCCCAGUUUGCUAAGUCAAUUCGCUGAAGAUUUUAGCCUACCACAGACCAAUUUUAAUAAAGAUAGUUUGAAAGCUGGAACAGGUCGACGCACGUUGGGUGGUAUUUUGGAUGAUCACACCCUUUGUUACACGUUGGAAGUAUCAUUCUACAGUUAUACAAAUAUGUUAACUGGUGAAAUGAUCCCAUAUACUGAAGAAAAAUAUGCUCGAUUGGGCAGAAAUCUAGCCAGAACAUUUUAUGAAUAUUACCUCAAUGAAGGUCUUCUACGAAAGGUGCAACAUAAGACUGAACAAGUUUGCUCAUCCGAAAGUGUUGCGACUGCACUAAGUACUAAUUAUGAUUCUACUAGCCCCAGGGAACCAACUGCACAUUCAGAAGACAGUUACAGUCAACAAUAUCAAAACAACAAUCAAAACGACAAUACAACCAGCAAAGAACAUACUACUCAACGUACAUCACAUAAAAGUAGUUUAAAAGAUAGACUAAAAUAUGAUUAUGACCAGUUGAAACGUUUAAAUCAAACAUUAAAUUCACUCAGUUGCCGUACGAUAUCAAAUUCUUUCUUGAAGAACACACGUCCAGUAAGAGGGAAGUGGGAUGAAAAUAGUUAA